This is a messenger RNA of Strigops habroptila (Kakapo), 3231 nucleotides long. It is a transcript of the gene OFCC1, whose product is annotated as orofacial cleft 1 candidate 1. Bases 7 to 3231 code for a protein of 1074 amino acids. NCBI's taxonomy places the organism in Eukaryota, Metazoa, Chordata, Aves, Psittaciformes, Psittacidae. Gene Ontology annotation, cellular component: perinuclear region of cytoplasm. The record is from RefSeq and is a predicted model, not a curated record. The transcript has 23 exons.
GCUGGCAUGGAGAAAGAGAAGUUCCAGCAGAAGGCUCUGAAGCAAACUAAGCAGAAGAAAUCCAAGUCGGCUGAAUUUCUGAUGGUAAAAGAAGAGACAGCAGCAAUAGAAGGCAUUGAAAAUCCAGCUUUUAACAUCAGCAGCACAGAUCUUUCAGCAUAUCAGCCUUUAGAGGAGAAAGUUACUACACAUGACAAGCCAGAUAGCACCCUUACAGCUCACCAACAAAAACUCGGGCUGCAAGCCCAUGCUGAACCAAGAGGAAAUGAAUACAGCAGAAAUUACUUUGACCUGUUGAUGGAUGAGGAAAUAAACCCAAGGCAGUGUGGGAUGGAGGUCAGUGAAGAAGAUCCUGUGAAAUUUGAUGAGCAAAUCCUGUAUGGUAAACUGAUGAAGCUUCUAGAUGAUGAAAACAUAAUGCUGGACUUACAAGCCAGUGUUGCCAAUGAAGGUUUUCCAGACUCCGUGAUGCCUGUCAGCUCCAGUAAAGCACACGACCUUCACAGGGAGCUUGAAGAUGAAGAGAUUCCUUCAUAUAUCGAACAGUUUGAGAGAGAUGUUCAGGAUGACAUAAUUCUGCUUGGCAGCUUUUCACUGGAACAGCACCACAAGGAGGUCCCUUACCAUGAGAAACAAAAGUUGAGAAGCAGGAUUCAUGAACUCUUUCAAAGAGUGGGAAGUCAGCCAUUGAAAACAGAGGGGAGUGAAAGUGAAGAAGAAAUGGUAGCCAGCUUUGGUAACCUUGCAGUUCUGAAUACUGGAUUAAAUGUAGCAACAGGACCUUGUGAGAAGGUUGGCUGCUCCAAGACACCACAACCGAUAGAAAUUCACAUCAAAUGCCUGAGGGGAGUCAAAGAUAAGGUCCCUAAAGGCCACUACACCCUCAAAGUUUCUGUUCUCAGCCACUUAGGUGGUGGCUUGCUGGAGUGGUCCAAAAUGAGGCAGCAGCCUCAGGCCGGGACAACGCUGCCUGUUAGUCAUGAUGGAAACUUCUACAACGCUGAAAUCUACUUUGGACAAAGUAUCCAGACAGUUCUACCACCUACAAAAUCUGUGAAGCCAGGCAUGGUCCUCCUCUUUGAACUCUUCCUUCUUCGUGGGACACAUACUUGGAUUGAUCGAGAAGUGGGAUGGGGAGCUUUUCCUGUGUGUGACAACAAUUUUAAUACUUUGGAGGGAAAAUUUAAAUGUCCCUUCCUCAGAGGCCAUUACGACUCCAAAGUUGACCGAUUCAAGAAAAUUGAAAAUUUUAUUUCUCAAGACUUGGAUCAUUGGUUAUGCAAUCUCUACUUUCAGAUAAUUAAACUACCACAGGAUUCAGAUAAGCAAAGUAAGUGUGAUAUGCAUCUUCAUCUCUCACCUGAACAUCUUAUGUAUUCAAGCACUGCUGAAAAGAAUGGUGUCUCAGAGAAUGUUGAACAGCCUGGACUGCAAGGGCAACCUCUGACCUCCCCGAAAGAUCCUGACACCCAUAAGGGAAGUAUUCCCACUGUUGUAAAGGAAGUGGAAAAGCAGUUUAAUGCUGUGAAAGGAGGAGAAACGUGUGUGUUAGAAGAAGCAGGGAGGAAAAGAGAAGAGCUUAAAAAGCUUCCAGCAGUGUUGGGGCAUGUAGCCGAGGCAGUAGGGACGGCACUGGGAGCUGACCUGAGAUCUACAGUUGUAGCCAUUGCUUGUGACUCUGCCACCCACCACAAACAAGAGAAUGGUUUUUACCAGGAUUGCCAUGGCUGUGCAGACGAGUUUUGGCUGAGGGAAGGCCAAGGAGGGCAUCACAAGAGUGUGGUGUGCAACAUGAGAAAGAGCGAGCAGGUAGAAGAAGACUGGAUGAUUUCUGGUGUCAGCACAAGUUUACACCUCCUUGAGAGGAUUAACUGGAAUAACUCACCUGACCAAUAUUAUCAAGAAAAGUCAGAUCCUGGGAACAGUGGAAGCACAGAAGAAGGGAAAGCAUCUGCAGAGACCAAUUUUUACUUGGAGGAGUUAGGGAAAUACACUUAUUCUGUGUGCUGCCGUUCUGCUGCUGGAGUGAAACUGUCCAGACAAGUGGCUGAGCGUUUCCAUUUCAUGGCGUACGCAGCUUUCUCAGAGCUGGGAGGUGGAAACUGGCGCUCUGCAAGCUUCUGGCUGCUCGUGCUGCUGGUGGUUUUGCUUUGGUUUGUGAGACUUUACCUGCAUUAUUUGAGCCAAUGGCUCUUCCUUCAGUCCAUCUCAGUUCCUGUCACAAAAUUCCAGAUUUUCCCUCAUACUGUUGAACUAUGCUACCAGAACUCCUUGCUGCGGACCAGUGAAGAGUUGAUCAUGGUUGUGGUGGGACCCCUAACCUUGAACACAGGGCUGCUUCUUAUGGUCCUGAUCAGAUGGGGCUGUCAGCAGCUGUUUGACUCAUUCCCUUCCUUCUUGUCAAAGUUUAUCAUAGCUAUGGGACUCUGGACAGUGCUAGACCCCUUGGCAGUGUUCAUAGUGGAUUCAUUCCUGGGGCGACUUGGGAACAGUGUAGAGAAACCCAUUGCUGAUGCUGCCAAGCUCUCCUGGGUCUUUCUAAGAGCAGAGGAGUCAUGGAUUCCUGGAGCCUUAAUCACUCUGAUGCUUUAUACAAUCUUAUUCAUCAUCUCAUCAACAGUGUUGUAUCUGUACUUUUUAAGGCUACACAGUGAAGGUUGGCUUUUGGAUGUAUUUCGGCGUCUUCAUGGUGAAGAAGGCACAUUCUUUGUUCCUCUGGACUUAGAGAUUUCCAGUCAGGAGCUGAGCUACAUUAUGAAGAGGGCUGAGCAGUGGAGAGGAAGCAAUGGUGAAAGACGGAUGGUGGCAGUGUCUGAUUACAUCUGGAAGGACCAUGCCAGCAAGCCGGGUGUCUCCAGCUGUGACCCCCAGCACAAGGAUGAAAUUCCUGACUCUGCAGCUACCUCAAAGGGUAGCACCACUGUUCACAUCUCUGUCUACACUGUUCACCUCAGCGGCUUCCAAGUGCUCUACAGACACUUCCUCAGGCUACCUGAUGGGGCUAUCGUUGAGGCAUUUGGUGAUAUUACUGGAGAAAGUCUUCUGUGUAAUGAAAUGAGCACGGCCCAGGAGGGUGUAAGCAAAAUGGGCAGCAUGCUGCAUACAUCUUCAUAUAUCAAGCUGAGGGAGAGGAAAAAAAGUACCACAAGGUGGAAAGACUUGCUUGUACCCACUAAUGGUGGUGGUGGCGGUGAAAAUGUUGCAGAUUUGUCUUUCAAAUUUCAUGACUAA